Molecule: messenger RNA, 1278 nt
Organism: Lodderomyces pseudojiufengensis
Lineage: Eukaryota; Fungi; Ascomycota; Pichiomycetes; Serinales; Debaryomycetaceae
Exons: 1
Coding region: 1-1278 (425 amino acids)
Source: RefSeq, a predicted model, not a curated record
AUGAUAUCACAAAAUUUUCAAGGACUACGACUGAGAAUUCUACUACAUCAACCAAAAUCAAGAUCAUAUCAAAUAAUCAUACCAAAUUCCAUUUUGACUAAAUUUCAAUUGAAAGAGGGACUACAUACUCAAUGCAUUAGCAAAGUAAAACUGUCGAAUGUAAAGUUUGCUCCGUUAAUAAACCUUUCAAGAAAAUUUAGUAAUAUCAACAAAAAUACUAGUGAGCCAACAAUUCAAAUUUCAAAUAACAAUAAGUCACAAUCACAACGAGAAAUUGAAAAAUCAAAAUAUGAUGAUUUGAUCAAGUCUGCAAUCUCAACUCAUUUAAGUAAUGGAAACAAUUCAACUUUAACCAGGAAAUCUCGAGUUACGUUUAAAACUUUUGUGAUAUUUCUUAUAUCAAUUUAUGUGAUUUCAAUUUUAAUAUAUGCUGCAAUUCAACUCCGUAAUUAUCAAAUUAUUGAAAUAAAUGAUAGAGAUGGAAUGAAAAAGAUAAAGAAAAGAUCAUUAUUUGUACCGCUUUGGUUCAAUCUCAAUACAUUUGGUCAUAAAACUUUAAAAUAUCCUCAGGAAUUGAAAUAUUUGGAUGAAGAUUUAUAUCACUUUGUUAUGAAUGAUAUAAUACAACAACAACAGAAACAGAAAAUGUUACCUACAAAUAAAGAAGAAUUAAAUUUACAGGAGUUUUUGAAGGAUUUACAAUUAAAGAAUAUUAAUUACUCUUUAUUACUUAAAGUUUCAUUAAAUAGUAAAAUAAGAGAGUUUUUUGGAUUACCAGUAACUUUAGACUUUCCAACUUCUUCAGAUUUCAAUAUAUGGAUUGAAUUAAAUCAUCCAAGUGUUAAUGGUAUUGAAUUUGAAUUUAGUGAUGAUUUAAAUGAACUAAAUGGGUUUUUCCCAAAGACUAAAGUAAAAUUUCAAAAACUGAUUAAAACAAUCAAUUUGUUAUCAAUAAAGAAUAAAGCUUUCAGUUAUUGGGAUAAAAGUUUGAAUUUGGAAAAUUUGGAAAGUAACAGUGUUGAUAUAGCUGAUAGUAUUCAUGAAAUUCAUGAUAAUAAAAUCAAACCAACCAGAAACAAUGAUGACUAUGAGAUUAAAUUCAGUGGUGAAUGUGAUAUAAGUAAUAAAUCUAUAAGUUAUAAGAAUGAUCAUGAUCACGUCAAGGGAAAAUUGAAAUAUGUUGGAUCAAUUGACCCAGAUUAUUUAAUUUUGAACAAUGGUGUCCAAAUAACUAAAGUUGAAUUAAAUUAUGAUGAUACAUGGUAUAAGAUUGUAUAA